CUCAGCAACGGCGGCGCCUCCACCCGCCAUGGCGGCGCGGCCCCCGCCCCGUCCCCAGCCCCCUUACCGCUCUCACACCCAGAGACGCCGGGAUUUCACCGGCUGCGGGCCGCACGAUGUGGCGCUGCUAGCCAAGCCCCCCAAGAGAGACAUCGUCGAAGAGACGAUUUUGGCUGAGAGGGCGCUGGAGGAGAAGCAGCGUGAGCAAGAACGCGUCCUGCGGGUGUUCCGCCACUACCGCAACGUCUGCGACUGGCACAAGAGCGGCGAGGACAAAUGGAUGCACCGCGCUGCCGAGAGGAAGGUCCAGGCAACGCUGCAGCAGUACCUGCAGGAGAUCGAAGCGAGGAGAGAGAGACUCCGUGACUUUCUGGAGGCAGAGGAGAGUAGGCACCUUGCUGAGGUGAACGCACUUGAUGAAGAAAAGGCACAGCACAGAGAAGUAAAGAUGAAGGAACAAGCAAAAUUACUGAGGGAGAAGAGGGAGCAAGAAAGACUACAAGUGGUGGCUGAAAAGCGAGAGCAACAGUUCAGAAACCGAUGUCAUGAGUAUCGCGAACACUGUAAAAAACAGAGCGAGAAGGAACUGGGUGACUGCCAGCUGGCCCAGCAGACUCUGAAGGAGAUACUGAAAAAGGAAGAGAAGAUGCAGGAGCGGAAGUUGGAAGAGAUUUGUGAGAAGGAACUGUUGGCUAAGGACCAGGAAGCGGAGCUGAAGGCGCAGGAGGUGGCAGCGCGGAUCCAGGAAAUGGUGGACGUGCGUGAAGCCCAGGUGGCCGUGCACGCCGCUCGCAGAGAGGAGAAGAAGCAGGAGAUCAGACAGGACGCUGAAAAGCUGCAAGAAGAGCUGCACCAGCUUAGGAAAGAAAAUGAAGACCUUGAGAGGAAGAAGCGACAUCAGCAGAAGGAAUGCAGGGAGAUAUGGCUCAAAGCAGUGCAGGACAGGCAGAAGCAUCUUGAUGCAGAAAAACAAAUUCAACUUGCUGAAGAGAAGGUGAUCCUGGAAAAUGAUUUUCAGGACCCCGAAAAGGAAUAUGCGAAGAUAAGAAAUAAAAAACAAACGCUGUUGAAGGAGCAACUUACUUACCUGGAUCAUCUGACUGAACAGCUGAGGAGGGAGAAGGAGAAAGAAAGGGAAGACGAGAAGCUCUUCAAGGAAGAGAGGGAUCAGGUUUGGGCUGAGAGGGUUGAGAAACUGAAACAAGAGAGGAAGGCGCGAUUUCAGCUGCUGAGAGAUGUCGUGAACAUAAGGCAGUCGCAGAUGCAGGAGAAGUUGCAGAAAGAAGAAGAGAGGAAAAUAGAGAUUGCUGAAGAGAAGAAGGCAAUGGCUGAAGCAGUCAGACAAUUUGAAUAUGAAGAAGAAGAAAGACGUACAAGAAAAAUACAGAAGGCCAAAGAAUACAGAGACCAGCUCACAUCUCAAAUUGCCUAUCAACAGUGGCUCAAAAAAGCUGAGGAAGAGAAGAGGAAGAAAGAACACGAAUCAAAUAUGGAAGCAGAGAGAGAGUACCAAGAAAAGGUACAGCUCAUUCUGUCAAUGCCUCACAAGCUGGAAGUAAAGCCCCCCACUGCAAAAAAAGCACUAAUGCCUGACUCUUAAGGGCAUCAGUCACUAUGGUAUUUUAGCUCACUCAAUUGUCUUUAAAGACAUUUUCGUAGAGUGCUUACACCUGACUUGAGUUGGAAGAACUUUUUCCACUGUGUUACUCCAAACAUUUAAUUGGAAAUUACAAGAAACAGUAUUUUAAAAUUUAUUUUUCCCCAUGGAUUUUUUUUUGACAAAUCUGAUCCAAUCCAAAGUGCUUGACAUUUUAAUUUGAGAAUACUGUCUGCCCUCUACAAUAUAAUAGUGUAUUAUUAUGACAUGAAUAAUACACAGGUAUUCUUUUUAAUCUGCACAAAGAAAAAUUGUAGAAAACUUUCAGUAAACCUUUAUUAAAAUGCCUUUCAAACUGAAAACAUUUGCAAAAU
Vidua macroura (Pin-tailed whydah) is the source of this 1971-nucleotide messenger RNA. RefSeq names its product cilia and flagella associated protein 53 (gene CFAP53). Bases 29 to 1600 code for a protein of 523 amino acids. The record is from RefSeq and is a predicted model, not a curated record. Lineage: Eukaryota; Metazoa; Chordata; Aves; Passeriformes; Viduidae. The transcript has 8 exons.